Nanorana parkeri is the source of this 1484-nucleotide messenger RNA. RefSeq names its product elongation factor 1-alpha, oocyte form. The transcript is spliced from 7 exons. Gene Ontology annotation, biological process: translation; translational elongation. NCBI's taxonomy places the organism in Eukaryota, Metazoa, Chordata, Amphibia, Anura, Dicroglossidae. Gene Ontology annotation, molecular function: GTPase activity; GTP binding; translation elongation factor activity. The record is from RefSeq and is a predicted model, not a curated record. The coding region runs from base 22 to 1407 and encodes 461 amino acids.
UGGUAUUGCUGCACUUUCAGAAUGGGAAAGGAAAAGAUCCAUAUUAACAUUGUGGUCAUUGGCCAUGUAGAUUCUGGGAAAUCCACCACCACUGGGCACUUGAUUUACAAAUGCGGUGGCAUUGAUAAACGAACCAUUGAAAAGUUUGAGAAGGAAGCGGCGGAGAUGGGCAAAGGCUCCUUCAAGUAUGCCUGGGUGCUGGACAAGCUGAAGGCUGAGCGUGAACGUGGUAUUACUAUUGAUAUCUCCCUGUGGAAGUUUGAGACUGGCAAAUAUUACAUCACCAUUAUUGAUGCUCCUGGCCAUCGUGACUUUAUCAAGAACAUGAUCACUGGCACCUCCCAGGCUGACUGUGCAGUCCUUAUUGUAGCUGCUGGUGUGGGAGAGUUUGAGGCUGGUAUCUCAAAGAAUGGACAGACCAGGGAGCAUGCCCUUCUUGCCUUCACAUUGGGAGUCAAGCAGCUUAUUAUUGGUGUCAACAAAAUGGAUUCCACAGAGCCACCAUACAGUCCAAAAAGGUUUGAAGAAAUAACCAAAGAAGUUAGUUCAUACAUCAAGAAAAUUGGGUAUAACCCAGCUACAGUGGCAUUUGUGCCAAUCUCUGGAUGGCAUGGAGACAACAUGUUGGAGUCUAGCAGUAAGAUGCCAUGGUUCAAAGGAUGGAAGAUUGCCAGAAAAGAGGGAAAUGCCGAUGGAGUUACUCUACUUGAAGCUCUGGAUUCUAUCAUUCCUCCCAGCCGACCCUCAAACAAACCAUUGCGCCUUCCUUUGCAAGAUGUGUACAAGAUUGGAGGCAUAGGCACAGUUCCAGUUGGAAGAGUGGAGACUGGUGUCUUGAAGCCAGGCAUGGUUGUGACAUUUGCUCCUGGAAAUGUGACUACAGAAGUAAAGUCUGUGGAAAUGCAUCAUGAGGCUUUAACAGAGGCUUUACCUGGUGACAACGUAGGAUUUAAUGUCAAGAAUAUUUCUAUAAAAGACAUUAGGAGAGGCAAUGUAGCUGGUGAUAGCAAGAAUGACCCUCCAAUGGAGGCUGGAUCUUUCACUGCUCAGGUUAUCGUACUCAAUCACCCUGGAUUGAUCAAUCCAGGCUAUGCCCCAGUCUUGGAUUGCCACACAGCUCACAUAGCCUGCAAAUUUGCUGAGUUGAAGGAAAAGAUUGAUCGAAGAUCAGGAAAGAAACUGGAAGAUAACCCCAAAAAUCUUAAGUCUGGUGAUGCUGCCAUUGUUCAGAUGGUUCCUGGGAAGCCAAUGUGUGUGGAAUCCUUCCAAGCCUACCCUCCACUUGGUCGCUUUGCUGUUCGUGACAUGAGGCAGACGGUGGCUGUUGGUGUCGUUAAAGCUGUAGAGAAGAAGGCGGCAGCUGUAGGCAAAGUGACAAAAUCUGCCAUAAAAGCAGGCAAAAAGUGAUUUUCCAUUCGGGAGAGAAACCAUUUCUAAGUUAUUUUUUGCUGAAAAGCAGUUGUUAAAUAAAUUGCAAAAAAAUG